Molecule: messenger RNA, 893 nt
Organism: Lycium ferocissimum
Lineage: Eukaryota; Viridiplantae; Streptophyta; Magnoliopsida; Solanales; Solanaceae
Product: HMG-Y-related protein A-like
Exons: 2
Coding region: 120-689 (189 amino acids)
Biological process (GO): negative regulation of DNA recombination; regulation of DNA-templated transcription; chromosome condensation
Cellular component (GO): chromatin; nucleus; nucleolus
Molecular function (GO): nucleosomal DNA binding; double-stranded DNA binding
Source: RefSeq, a predicted model, not a curated record
ACUCCUAAUUUUCUUGCAUCCAAAAAACAAAUUCUUUCUUCUACAGUAUACUUCACUCAUAUUUUCCUCUCAAAUUUUAGUUUAUCUGAAAUAUAUAAUCUGUGAAGAAAAAAAAAAAAAUGGCUAGUAGUGAAGAAGUAAGUGAUAACCAAGUUACUAAUCAGCUUCAACCAGCUCCUUCAACUCUCCCUUCUUACCCUGAUAUGAUAAUGGGAGCAAUAGAAGAAUUGAACGACGAAAACGGUUCAAACAAAUCCGCAAUCGCAAGACAAAUCGAAUCAACAUAUGGUACACUCCCACCAGCACACAGUACACUCCUCGCACACCACUUAAACAAAAUGAAACAAACUGGUCAACUCACUCUUUCCAAAAACAACUACAUGAAACCUAACCCUAACGCGCCGCCACGUCGCGGUCGUGGCAGACCACCAAAACCUAAAGCUCCGUUGCCAGCUGGAUACGUCCCACCGCCGCCGAGACCACGUGGCAGGCCACCGAAGGAACGUGAUCCACACGCGCCGAUACAAGUGCCUAUGAAGAAGAGUGGAGGGAGUGGGAGGACACGUGGCAGGCCACGUAAGUAUCCGGUUGUGGAGAAGACGGUGGUGAAGGAUGCGAGCGGUGUUAGGAGAGGUAGAGGUAGGCCGCCGAAAGUGAAGACGCAGGUUGCUGCAAGUGUAGGGGCUUAAUUGAAGAGGGAGAAAUAGUUUUAGGACUUUUAUUGCAAAAAGCUAAUUCUAAUGUUUAAUCUGAAUUUUAAUGUUUUAGUCCUUGUAGUUUUGUUUAAUUUUUAUUUUUAGGAAGAGAUGUGUGUGAGGGAUUUGUAAUGUUGUAACUGGGCUGGAUGUAAAUGAAAAUUGAGGAUUUUAUUUAAAUAUUCAGAAAGAUUCUGU